Messenger RNA from Thlaspi arvense, 1008 nucleotides. Lineage: Eukaryota; Viridiplantae; Streptophyta; Magnoliopsida; Brassicales; Brassicaceae. The record is from the annotation of a GenBank genome assembly.
AUGGUCAAUUCAAGUGCCCGUCUUUUAGACUCGGGGAACCUUAUGCUGCAGUACAAUGGAAAAACACUUUGGGAGAGCUUUAAGUACCCUUCAGACACAUUGCUACAGAAGAUGAGACUGAGGAUUAAAAAUAACACAGGUGAGAAGACUCUGUUGAAAUCAUGGAGAAGCCUUUCUGAUCCAUCUGUUGGAAUCUUCUCCGGUGGAAUUAACCCUCUAACGGCUGUACAAUUGGCUGGGUGGAAUGGCAGCAGUCUGUAUUGGCGCAGUGGUUCUGGGGAUGGUCGGAUUUUCAUUGGACUAGAAACUAUGAAUCGUAGUUAUCUCAAUCGCGUUACUUUUGAGUAUGACGAAGGAAGUGCGUCUAUGUAUUACAUUCAAGAUGACCGAACCUUGCACUUCCGUCUAAACCCAGAAGGAAAAAUAGUGAGGAUGGCGUGGAACAUGGAGAAGCAAGACUGGGCGGUCAGCUGGACGAGUCAAAAAACUGAGUGCGACCUUUAUGACAAGUGUAGCCAAUUUGGAAGUUGCAACUCAAACAAGUCCCCAGUGUGUAGCUGUUUGCCAGGGUUUAGGCCUGCUUACAAAGAGGAAUGGGGACAUGGGAACUUCAGUGGUGGCUGUGUGAGGAAGGCUCUUUUGUAUUGUGAGAGGAACGGGACUGGCAAGAAAGAUGGGUUCCGGAAGCUCACAGGAAUGAAAUUGCCAGAUUCACAAGACAUAUUGUCUGUUCCAGAAAUUGAGUGUGAAAACAAAUGCUUAAAGAAUUGUUCUUGCACAGCAUAUACAUAUUAUUUGGGCAUAGGUUGCAUGUUGUGGAGAGAACAUUUAGUUGACUUGCAGGAGUUUUCCAAACAGGGGGCGGAUCUUUACAUUCGUCUUGCAUCUUCCGAGCUUGGUAAUGCCUUCUGCUUUGACCGCAACUUCUGCUACGUGGUUACCUUAUUUAUUAAGCUAGUUGUCUUUCAAGUUUUAAUUACCAGAACAAGGCAACCCAACUGCAUUUAA